Molecule: messenger RNA, 846 nt
Organism: Dichotomopilus funicola
Lineage: Eukaryota; Fungi; Ascomycota; Sordariomycetes; Sordariales; Chaetomiaceae
Product: ribose 5-phosphate isomerase A-domain-containing protein
Exons: 1
Coding region: 1-846 (281 amino acids)
Biological process (GO): D-ribose metabolic process; pentose-phosphate shunt, non-oxidative branch
Cellular component (GO): intracellular membrane-bounded organelle
Molecular function (GO): ribose-5-phosphate isomerase activity
Source: RefSeq, a predicted model, not a curated record
AUGUCGUCGUCUACCACGACCCAGGAGCAAGCCCAGCUGGUCGAAGCCUCCAAGCGCCAAGCUGCCUAUCAGGCCGUCAAGGACUAUCUGCUCCCCGAGUACACCAGGAUAGGCAUCGGCUCCGGGAGUACCGUGGUUUACGUGGUUGAAGCUAUUGCCGCGCUAGGACCUUCUGUCACGUCCAAGAUGGCCUUCUACCCGACCGGAUCGCAGUCUGAGGAGUUGAUCGAGGCCGCCGGGUUGAACCUUCAGUACAUCAGCAAGCUACCCGCGGGCGAGCAGUUGGACGUCGCGUUUGAUGGCGCUGACGAGGUGGAUGAAGACCUGAAUCUCAUCAAGGGUGGUGGCGCGUGCUUGUGGCAGGAGAAGAUUGUGGCGACCAGCGCGAAGCGGUUUGUUUGCGUCGCUGAUUUCCGCAAGCUUUCGCCGCGCUUGGGUACGGCGUGGAAGAAGGGCAUUCCCAUUGAGGUGUUACCCAUGGCGGCGCCGAGGGUGCUGGAUGAGCUGCGGCGAAUGGGUGCCCUGGAGCCGCGCAUCCGGCCGGGUGUGCCCGGGAAGGCCGGUGCUAUUGUCACGGACAACGGCCUGUGGAUUGUGGACGCGCCGUUUUUGCCGCUAUUGCUUUCCAAAGACACCGAAAGCGGCGCCCAGAACGAGGAUAGGGAGAAGGGGGUAUGGACGGUUGACGCGCUUGCGGACAGGCUAAUUAAAAUUCCGGGAGUGGCCGAGAUUGGAUUGUUCUAUGGGAGCAACGGGCUGCAGGUGGCCAGCGGCGCACAGAAGCCGGUGGCAGCCUACUUUGGUAUGGCAGAUGGCUCGGUCGAGGUUAGAACUCCCUCAGCCUAG